Molecule: messenger RNA, 722 nt
Organism: Erinaceus europaeus (western European hedgehog)
Lineage: Eukaryota; Metazoa; Chordata; Mammalia; Eulipotyphla; Erinaceidae
Gene: MRPL21
Product: mitochondrial ribosomal protein L21
Exons: 7
Coding region: 52-681 (209 amino acids)
Biological process (GO): translation
Cellular component (GO): mitochondrial large ribosomal subunit; ribosome
Molecular function (GO): structural constituent of ribosome; RNA binding
Source: RefSeq, a predicted model, not a curated record
GCGUCGGACUGCGUCGCUUCGACGCCACUUCCGCUUCCGGUCCCGGGAAAGAUGGCGGCGCCCGCGGCGGCUCGCGCCCUGCCGGUCACCCUGGGGCGGCUCGUGUCCGCGUGCCGCCGCCACGUCGUGAGGCCGCCGGGGUCCGGGGCGGCCUCCCUGCUGCUCGCCCCCAGGAGUUUCAGCACGCCGAGCCCUUCCUCCCCGCCACGACUCGUGGCCCGGACCUCCCUGAGUCAGCCCCCGUGGCCUGAAGUCGUCCUGCCGGACCCCGCCGAGGAGAGCAGGCACCACGCAGACGUGGUGGCGCACGUGAACGGGCUGAUCGCGGCCAGCGCGCACGGCAGGCUCUUCGCGGUGGUGCACUUCGCCAGCCACCAGUGGAAGGUCACGGACGGGGACCUGAUCCUCAUCAGCAACCAGCUGGACGUGGCGUGCGGGGAACGGCUGCGGCUGGAGAAGGUCCUGCUGGUCGGGGCUGACGACUUCACGCUGCUCGGGAAGCCGCUGCUCGGGAAGGACCUGGUGCGCGUGGAAGCCACGGUCAUUGAAAAGACGGAGUCGUGGCCGAAAGUCCACAUGAGGUUUAAGAGAAGGAAGAACUUCCGGAAGAAGAAGAUAAUCGUGAACCCCCAGACCAUCCUUCGGAUAAACAGCAUCGAGCUCGCCCCCCGUCUGUGCUGAGGGGUGCACGCUGACGUAAAUAAAGCCGCCUUUUCCAGGAA